Molecule: messenger RNA, 231 nt
Organism: Anisakis simplex (herring worm)
Lineage: Eukaryota; Metazoa; Nematoda; Chromadorea; Rhabditida; Anisakidae
Source: the annotation of a GenBank genome assembly
AUGUACAGAAUGUUCAUAUUGUCUCGUUUGCUGGCCGCAUAUCCGUUCCGAGAGCGUUUAUUGCUGCACGAAUGCGGUGCUGACGUGCCACCACUGUAUCGGGCACACCUUUGGGCGGCCUUCCUGAACGUUUCACCGGCAAACGCCACGGAUCGUUUCCGCAAAUUCGACACUCAUGAUGAGCAUCCAUCGGAUCGACAGCUUAUGGUCGACAUUCCAAGAUGUCAUCAG